GAAAAAUUGAUCGCGAUACUACUACUUGAUGGCAUCGACGAUGAUGGCAGGCGACCCAUUCCGUUAGGCGGCGGCGCCGUUUGCCGCGGCAACGCCAUGUCCAUCACGGCUUGAUGGAAGGGGCCGCGCGUGUGCAUGACGCUCACUUUGCCAUUGACGCCGCACCUGCAAUCACGGUCAUGUUUGUGCUCGUCGCGCUCUCGUUGUUGGCGUCGAUUGCUUCGAGCAACGUGUGCCCCCUUGGCGCGCUCCAAACGGCGCUCGGAUCGGUCGUGAUGACGGCGGAUGCAGCCGAUUGCGCCAAAGCCCUCGGGACAUCGCCGACGGACGUUGUGCUCGCCAAGGCGAGUGGAUCGAUGGCUCAAGUCGCCAGUUGCGGCCGUGUUCUCGACCAAAAGCGACUUGUGUUGACCCAAAUGACGUGUACCCACGACGUGGCCACGGAUGCUGCUGCCGCUGCCGCUGCUGCAGCUGUCGUGCCCCAUCUUGUCAUCCACCAGUUGCCUGAACAACCGGCCUCUCCAUCCGUGGCUCCGCCGCCGAUGAACACUGCUCCUCCUCGAGUUGCCGAACGCCCGACGCAAGCCAACGCCGUGGCCUCCGCUCUUCAAGCGAAUGGCCCUCGCCAGGCAGAUGUCCCUUUGAAUGGUGCCACUACGACUCCAGCACAGAUUCCACAUCACGCGACUGCUCCUCCUCGAGCGCAUGCACUUCUUCCGGCCAACGUCCAAAGUGGCCCGCGCCAAGGUGACGUCCCACCUCGCUCGGUUGACGACGCUGCAGCAGCCUCUCGUCUAGCAAACGAUCCCGUGGCACCGGUAGCCCCUCGUCGCCAAGACGACGCGCCGCAGCCAGCCCUACCUACUACUGCACCGCAUCCACAACCGAACGUGCCUGUGGAGCCUGUGCUGGCUGCUGCCGCAGACAACACCACGUCGACACCAAACACAACGCGGGCCUCCAACAUGACGACGCGGCAAGCCACCACGAUAGCUGUCUCAACGAUGCAGCCCACCACAACGACGCAAUCCCCCUCGACAACUCACACUCCAACGACAACGACGCAGCGUUCACCCACGACAACUCCACCAUCGGGAGGUGCUCGGGUGGUGCUGGCAGCGCACUGGUCGGUCUUGGUCAUGGUCGGUGGUGGGUUGUGGGCUGCUGCGGCACCCUAAGGCACGUUCGACUGGCCGCCACAUUCUGUUGCAUAGACAUUGAUUUCUUGUGUUUGACAAUUCCAAUGCAUGUGCGUCCUGA
Aphanomyces invadans is the source of this 1260-nucleotide messenger RNA. RefSeq lists its product as hypothetical. The transcript has a single exon. NCBI's taxonomy places the organism in Eukaryota, Oomycota, Saprolegniomycetes, Saprolegniales, Verrucalvaceae. Bases 114 to 1178 code for a protein of 354 amino acids. The record is from RefSeq and is a predicted model, not a curated record.